GCCCUUUGGUGAACGAAUGAUUUGAGUGCUGGCGCCAUCUGUUGGUGGAAAGAAUCAGAUGCAACAUGACUAGUCUACUUUAGGGUGACUCGCACAAGUUAGCCUGAAGCCCAACAAAAAAAGGGCUCGUUUCAAAAUGAGCUAAGAAGAAGGAGCUGCAGAGAAGAAGAACGAGAAGAAUGUGUACACGGGACUAAAGAGAGCAUUUUCUAGGCUUUUCCAGUUCCUGCCCGGCGAGGUGUUUGUUCUGAGGAACAGCCCACCAUGUUUCUGAGUAAAAACAACUCCUCACCUCACUCUUACUUUCACAUUCGGUAAAACGUCUGUGCUCCUCACUUCGUCUCCCGUCACUGUACCGAGCAGACCGAGCCGCCGUCUCCACACUCAGCCGAAACCUACAAGGAGCUUGCAUUUGAGUUGGCUAAGAGAAAUGCCAUUUCCGUUCCUGAAACUUGGGCGGAGCAAGAAUGAGCAGAUGGCUCAUAGAAAUAACAGCUCUCAAAUGGGCCAAUGCCUCAACCACAUGGAUUUUGCUGGCGAGGGUGGAGAGGGCUCCAGCAAAAGGCCACCACAGGAGCAGUCCACAAAACGCAGGCACAGUCAGUCCUCUAGUGCGGAAAACACAAGCUCGGAGUCCCACUGCGGCUUUGGGGAAAACCAGGAAGACACAUAUCCCAUCGGACGACUAAAGAAAGAGCCUGAUUGCCACAUGCAGCUGGAGAUCUUGUCCUCCAGAUCAAAUCACACUGUGCUCAUAGAUACGAAUGAGUUUUUUGCCAGAGAACUCAUUCCAUAUAAGGGGCAACAUGUUUGGGACAGCAACCAUGUGAAAUUGCCUCCAGGUCACCCAAAGAGUAACUCUGAGGCUCGCUGGAAAGCCAUACAGAGAGCGCUACACGAUCUCGGAACGGGCGGAGCUUCAUUGGGAGACGUAGAGAUGGCCAUUAAGUCGUACAAUCCCUCUCACCAAAUGGAAUGGCCUUUCGAUUCCCUUCACAACUACGUUAAGAGUGUAAACACGAAGGAGAACAAUUUUUCACACGUGAUCUCCAAAAUGGCCAGGCUGGCAUUGCAGCUACCGGAUCUCAUCAAACAUCCCAUUCCUCUGCUGAAGCAGCACCGCAGCCAUGCCAUAACACUGUCCCAGGUACAGAUCUCCUGCUUGUUGGCCAACGCCUUCUUCUGCACCUUCCCCCAUCGCAACACCACUAAGCCUGGCAGUGAAUAUUCCAGUUACCCCACUAUCAACUUCAGCAGCCUGUUUGGUCAGACAUGCAUGCGGAAGACACAGAAGCUGAGAUGCCUUUUCCAUUACUUCAACACUGUAACUGAAGAAGACACAAAACCUGAUGGACUAGUCACUUUUGAAAGAAUCUGCAUCCCACCAAAUGAGCUCCCCAACUGGAAAAGGCAAAAAGAGACUAUGUCCAACCUUCAUGUCACUUCCAAAGGCACCAUUGAGAAAGAAGGUAGUGGUAUGCUGCAGGUGGAUUUCGCCAGCAAGUUUAUAGGUGGAGGGGUGCUGGGAAGAGGAUUGGUCCAAGAAGAGAUCCGCUUUCUUCUGAGCCCAGAGCUGAUCGUGGCCAGGCUGUUCACUGAGAAACUGGCUGACAAUGAGUGCCUGAAGAUCACAGGAGUUCAGACAUACAGUGUUUGUUCUGGCUACAGCGAUUCCUUUAAAUGGCUUGGUCCAUAUAAAGAUGACACCGAGAGAGAUGAGUGGAAAAGGCGGUAUUGUCAGAUUGUUGCCAUCGAUGCUUUGAGCUUCAAGGACCCCAGGGAGCAGUACACUGAGGAAAACUUAAAGCGAGAGCUCAACAAGGCCUAUGUCGGCUUCAGGGGGGAUCCUCAUAUUCCUUCUGACUACACUCCCGCCAUUGCAACUGGCAACUGGGGAUGUGGUGCUUUUAACGGUGAUCCAAGGCUUAAAGCUCUCAUUCAGAUGAUGGCUGCAGCUGUGGCUAAACGAGAUUUGGCGUUCUUCACCUUUGGGAAGAAGGAACAGGCACAGGAUCUGCAGAGAAUGCACCACUUGCUGAAGGCUCGCAAAGUCACUGUGGGUGAUUUAUACAUGCAGCUGAAGAGGUACUGUGAUGAAUACAGUCGUUACCAGCAUAAGAAGAAUGUCUUUGAGUUUGUCAAAGAAACGGUCGGUUCUCCUUCUAGUCAACUGUGAAGCAGACGCAAACACAGUACUUGAGAGGAACGCUGAGAGGAAUAGUCUGACUCACAUAACGAAGAAACUUUAAUGAAGAAAUGGAAUGAACAUUUGGGUUCAGGGUUUACAUUUGUCUGCAAUAGAAUCUUAACUGAAAUUACCGCAUGUGGUGUUGCACUUUAUAUAAUGAUUUUAUUAGGGUGCUUAUUUCAUUUCCUGUGACAUUAUCAUAAUGCAUUUUUGUAAAUAAUAAAUAAAUCCUUUCCUUGCCAAAACUGUGGGCAUGGUGUUUA
Molecule: messenger RNA, 2451 nt
Organism: Colossoma macropomum (tambaqui)
Lineage: Eukaryota; Metazoa; Chordata; Actinopteri; Characiformes; Serrasalmidae
Gene: pargl
Product: poly (ADP-ribose) glycohydrolase, like
Exons: 17
Coding region: 431-2176 (581 amino acids)
Biological process (GO): regulation of DNA repair; nucleotide-sugar metabolic process; carbohydrate metabolic process
Cellular component (GO): cytoplasm; nucleus
Molecular function (GO): poly(ADP-ribose) glycohydrolase activity
Source: RefSeq, a predicted model, not a curated record